GAACGUAUGCGAAUUGCAUUGCUCAGAAAAUACAUUCGUAAGAUUAAGAUCAAGCACAUUGUGCGCGAAGAAUUUUUGUACAUUUCUGUUAAAGAAUUACAGAAUCUCUGAAUCAUGGCUGCGACAAUGCCAAUAAAUCCCAAGCCAUUCCUAAAUGGUUUGACUGGAAAACCAGUCAUGGUGAAGUUAAAAUGGGGCCACGAAUACAAAGGUUACCUUGUCUCAGUUGACGGAUACAUGAAUUUGCAGCUUGCAAAUACUGAAGAACACAUAGAGGGUAAUUGUACUGGGAACCUCGGUGAAGUGCUAAUCAGGUGUAACAAUGUUAUGUAUAUACGAGGAGUAGAAGAAUCAGAUGAAGAGGGCGAGAUGAAGGACUGAAGUGAUGAAAAUCUGAAACUUUAAUUUUUAUUACAUCCC
This is a messenger RNA of Cyphomyrmex costatus, 420 nucleotides long. RefSeq names its product small ribonucleoprotein particle protein SmF (gene SmF). The record is from RefSeq and is a predicted model, not a curated record. The coding region runs from base 115 to 381 and encodes 88 amino acids. NCBI's taxonomy places the organism in Eukaryota, Metazoa, Arthropoda, Insecta, Hymenoptera, Formicidae. Gene Ontology annotation, biological process: mRNA splicing, via spliceosome; spliceosomal snRNP assembly. Gene Ontology annotation, molecular function: RNA binding. Gene Ontology annotation, cellular component: U1 snRNP; pICln-Sm protein complex; catalytic step 2 spliceosome. The transcript is spliced from 2 exons.